AUGACUCAAGCCUACGCAAUCGAGCUUUACUUCGACCCGGCCCUCGAGAACCAAGUUUUAAAGGCAUGGAACGUGUUAGCUCGACGCCAGAUAAGCACUCAGUUAAUCGAGAUCGAAUCGCGGCCCCACAUUACCUUAUUCUCUACCUUACUGGCCGACACAGCUAAAAUAGAGAAUGCCCUAAAGAAUCUCACUUCAAAGCAAGAACCUUUGCAUUUAUCUUUUUCCUCGAUAGGAAGCCUCCCGAACGAUAACAAUGUUCUCUUUCUGGGCCCCACUCCAUCUCUGUCACUCCUCCAAUUCCACACACAGUUAUGCGAUGCCUUGAGAAAGGAAGGAGUCGAGAUUGGAGAGGAUUACCGUCCGGAUAAAUGGAUUCCUUACUGUGCGGUGGCUGAUGAUGUGGCAAAGGGCCGUUUGGCGGAAGCUUUCAGUGUCUUGCGUGAUUUGAAGAUGCCGGUUGGUGGGUACGCGGUGGAAGUCUCGUUGGUCGAGCACCCUCCCGUGCGAGAGAUAGUCUCGUUUCCUUUGGGUGCCCAUUAUGGUGGUGAGGUGUAA
Striga hermonthica is the source of this 558-nucleotide messenger RNA. The record is from the annotation of a GenBank genome assembly. Lineage: Eukaryota; Viridiplantae; Streptophyta; Magnoliopsida; Lamiales; Orobanchaceae.